Molecule: messenger RNA, 1491 nt
Organism: Haliotis rubra (blacklip abalone)
Lineage: Eukaryota; Metazoa; Mollusca; Gastropoda; Lepetellida; Haliotidae
Product: cubilin-like
Exons: 13
Coding region: 1-1491 (496 amino acids)
Source: RefSeq, a predicted model, not a curated record
AUGGACAACGAUGCUGUGGUGGAACUGGUUGCUGCCACCUCCAACAUCGCAGACACCUCCACAUCUUGCAGCAGCGACAGAGUGACAGUGAUGAACUCUAACACAGCAGAACUGGGGACAUUCUGUGGAACAAACACACCUACAUAUGAGAGUACCGGACCAAACAUGACUGUGAUCUUCACUACUGACGCAACCAACCAAGCAACAGGGUUUCGUCUGAAAUACAAACAGAAACAAGUCACACCUCCACCUUCAUCGUGUGGAGGGACAUUGACAGCUUCUGUUCGCGAACAACUACUUUCUCCAGGUUAUCCAAGAGCAUAUCUGAGAUCCCAAACAUGCACUUGGACAAUUACAGCCCUGAAUGAAAGCCUCGUCAAUCUGUAUGUCGAUGACAUUGAUGUAGAAGCUGGUGAUCAGUGUCUGUUGGAUAGCCUAAAGAUAUACGAUGGGGGUAGUUCAACGAGUCCCCACCUGAAAACUUUGUGUGGACAAGUGAAAGGUUACAGGUUACAAAGUACAGGGAAUGUGAUGACCCUUGUCUUCACCACUGACGACUCCAACAACGGCAGAGGGUUCAACGUCUCUUAUCAACAAACCUCAACUGAAUUAAAGUGCUCCGGAACACUUAAAGCUGCAAACACAUAUUCCUACAUCACCUCACCGCAGUACCCGAACCCCUUCCCAGGUAAUGCAAGCUGUACGUCGUACAAAAUAAUCGGCGAAUAUGGCCUUGACUACAGAAUCAAACUCGAAGUGCUGGAGUCAAAUCUCCCUGAACCAGUAAAUGGCGAGUGUACGAGCGACUACAUAACGGUACAUGAUGGCUGGCAGAGCACUUCGAUACCACUCAAGUCCAUUAAUACCCAGAAGUCCCGCUUCUGUGGUAAGGAGCUGCCGACAUUUGUGAGCCCAGCCUUGUUGUUUUUCCAGUUCCACAGUACACAAGCAACAACAAGCAGCAACUUCCGGAUGAGAUAUCAGCAAGGAAUAUUUGCCGAUGAAUUUGUGUCUCCCUGUGGCGGGACACUGACAGCAACGGAUGAUGUCCAGAACAUAACAUCACCGAAUUAUCCUGGCAAUUAUACAGGGUUCUUAAACUGUACGUGGACCAUUACAUCAGCGGAUAGCACCAAGAUGGUACGGCUAACCUCAAGAAACUUCCAACUGCUUAGGAGGCCAUAUCCUUAUGACUGUGACUCCUAUAUUACUUGGUUGAAGAUAUACGACGGUAACGUCAACAGCACUGACUACGCCUAUGAAUGUAACAACCAGGCUCUAAUGCAGCGUCAGAGCAGUCAAAACAUAAUGGCAGUGGCAUUUCAAACAUAUGGUUUUUCCGGAGCCUUCAAUCUUCAGUACAUUCAAACAGCAGAAAUGGUGCCGUGUGAUUGUGUAAAAGAUAUCGGCAAGUACGGUACGCUAAACCUUCCUGGAAACGUACAAGGUUCAGUGAGACCCCCUCCUAGUUCCCCAGAACAAAAUUGGUGA